AAUCAACUUUCUUUCUCAAUAUUUCCUCUGUUUCUUCCUCUCUUCUCCUUAUCUGCACAGCAUUUGGGCUAAGUAUUCAAAGCCAUGUUGCCAAGGAGUCGUACCCUUCCAAGCAGAAUCCACCAUGGUGUUGUAGAAGAAAGGCAAGACAUCAGGCACUACUUACAAGUAGAAGUUCAACCUAAAGCACGUCAAGAGGCCGAGGCAAUGAACCCUCAAUCGAACUAUACCAAGUGUUUUGAUGACGAUGGCCGUUUAAAGAGAACAGGGACUUUUUGGACUGCAACAUCCCAUAUAGUCACUGCUGUCAUAGGUUCAGGAGUGUUGUCAUUGGCAUGGGCCAUAGCUCAGCUUGGUUGGGUUGCAGGACCAAUGGUCUUGGUCCUCUUUGCCAUCGUCAAUCUGUGCACUUCCAACCUCCUCUCUGAGUGUUACCGGUCUGGUGAUCCGGUCACAGGACAGAGGAACUAUACCUACAUGGAUGCUGUCAAGGCUAACUUAGGAGGAAAGAAGGUUGUGCUAUGCGGGUUGAUCCAGUACUUGAAUUUGUUCGGAGUGGCAAUUGGGUAUACCAUAGCAGCAUCAGUCAGCAUGAUGGCAAUAAAGAGAUCAAACUGUUUCCACAAGAGUGGAGGAAAAGAUUCAUGUCACAUGUCAAGUAAUGGGUAUAUGAUAACAUUUGGGAUUGCGGAGGUGAUUUUUUCUCAAAUCCCAGAUUUCAAUCAAGUAUGGUGGCUCUCCAUAGUUGCAGCAAUCAUGUCCUUCACUUACUCCUCUGUUGGUCUUGGACUCGGUAUUGGCAAAGUUGCAGAAAACGGCGUGUUCAAAGGAAGCCUGCUGGGUAUCAGCAUAGGAACAGUAACAACACAUGCUGGGAGGGUCACCGCAAUGCAGAAGCUAUGGCGGACUUUACAGGCGCUCGGAGCUAUUGCUUUUGCCUACUCAUACGCUGUCGUCCUCAUUGAAAUUCAGGACACAGUAAAAUCUCCUCCGGCAGAGUAUAAAACCAUGAAAAAAGCAACUUUAUUCAGCAUAACUGUGACCACAGUGUUCUAUUUGUUCUGUGGAUGCCUGGGAUACGCAGCUUUCGGCGACAAUGCCCCCGGAAAUCUACUAACGGGCUUUGGAUUCUACAAUCCUUACUGGCUCGUGGACAUUGCUAAUCUCGCCAUUGUCAUCCACCUUGUCGGCGCAUACCAGGUGUUCUGCCAGCCUCUGUUUGCUUUUGUGGAGAAAUGGUGCGCUCAGAAUUGGCCCAACAGUGAUUUUGUAACGGCGGAAUACGAGAUUCCCAUCCCUUUCUUUGGCGUUUACCAGCUGAAUGUCUUCCGCCUGGUAUGGCGGACUGUGUUUGUAGCGACAACGACUAUCAUUGCCAUGCUCUUGCCCUUCUUCAACGAUGUCGUUGGGUUUCUUGGAGCAAUGGGAUUCUGGCCAUUGACAGUAUACUUCCCCAUUGAGAUGUAUAUCUCACAAAAGAAGAUCGGACGAGCAACCAGCCGUUGGCUGGCCCUGAAACUACUUAGCGUGGUUUGUUUCUUUGUCACGGUGGCGGCCGCCGUGGGAUCCAUUGCCGGAGUCGUUCUUGAUCUCAAAACUUACAAGCCGUUUAAAACUAGCUACUAAAAGUCAUGCAGGAGUCCAUAAAAUUAAUGGUUAUAAUUAUAUGCAGAUUGUGGGUGAAGAAGAACCAAUAAUCCUGUUACUAUAAUGAAAAUUUCAAUAUAUUACACCCAUGGAAAAAAAAAUUAAAGGAUAUGUUUGGGA
Molecule: messenger RNA, 1767 nt
Organism: Rubroshorea leprosula
Lineage: Eukaryota; Viridiplantae; Streptophyta; Magnoliopsida; Malvales; Dipterocarpaceae
Source: the annotation of a GenBank genome assembly